This is a messenger RNA of Motacilla alba alba, 1828 nucleotides long. It is a transcript of the gene ALDH6A1, whose product is annotated as aldehyde dehydrogenase 6 family member A1. Gene Ontology annotation, molecular function: malonate-semialdehyde dehydrogenase (acetylating, [NAD(P)+]) activity; methylmalonate-semialdehyde dehydrogenase (acylating, NAD+) activity. The record is from RefSeq and is a predicted model, not a curated record. The transcript has 12 exons. The coding region runs from base 36 to 1655 and encodes 539 amino acids. Gene Ontology annotation, biological process: L-valine catabolic process; thymine catabolic process. NCBI's taxonomy places the organism in Eukaryota, Metazoa, Chordata, Aves, Passeriformes, Motacillidae. Gene Ontology annotation, cellular component: mitochondrion.
CGGCGGGGGCCUGGGAGCGGAGACCCUGGGCCGGGAUGGCGGCGGCGGCGGCGGCGCGCGGAGCGUGGGGCGGGCGGCGCCGCGUGGCGCUCAGGCUGCCGCGAAGCGCCGGUGCGCCCUGGAUCACCUCAGUCGCCGCGUCCUUCUCUUCCUCGGUGCCAACAACCAAACUCUUCAUUGAUGGGAAGUUUAUUGAGUCCAAAACUACUGAAUGGAUUGAUAUCCACAACCCGGCCACAAAUGAGGUGGUUGGCCGUGUACCGAAAGCCACAGCCAGUGAGAUGGAGGCAGCUGUGGCUUCUUGCAAAAAGGCUUUUUGGAACUGGUCAGAAACGUCUGUUUUGAGUCGCCAGCAAAUCUUUCUGCGCUAUCAGCAACUCAUCAAAGACAAUCUGAAAGAAAUUUCCAAACUCAUCACCUUUGAGCAAGGGAAGACCCUGGCUGAUGCUGAGGGAGAUGUUUUCCGAGGCCUCCAGGUGGUUGAACAUGCUUGCAGUGUGACAUCCCUCAUCCUUGGGGAGACCAUGCCCUCCAUCACUAAAGACAUGGACACUUACACCUACCGUCUGCCUCUGGGUGUGUGUGCUGGCAUUGCACCAUUCAACUUCCCAGCCAUGAUUCCUCUUUGGAUGUUCCCCAUGGCUAUGGUUUGUGGAAACACCUUCUUGAUGAAACCAUCUGAGCGUGUACCAGGAGCACUAAUGUUCCUUGCCAAGCUGUUUCAGGAUGCUGGUGCCCCCGAUGGGACCCUGAAUAUUAUCCAUGGACAACAUGAAGCUGUGAAUUUCAUUUGUGACCAUCCGGAUAUCAGAGCAAUCAGCUUUGUGGGAUCUAAUCAGGCUGGCGAGUACAUCUAUGAGAGAGGAUCCCGGAAUGGCAAGAGAGUCCAGGCCAACAUGGGAGCCAAGAAUCAUGGUGUGGUGAUGCCUGAUGCCAAUAAAGAGAACACCUUGAACCAGCUGGUUGGAGCUGCUUUUGGAGCAGCUGGCCAACGCUGCAUGGCCCUGUCUACAGCAAUUCUAGUAGGAGAAGCUCAGAAAUGGCUGCCAGAGCUUGUGGACAGAGCCAAAAAUCUACGAGUAAAUGCAGGAGACCAGCCUGGAGCUGAUCUUGGGCCUCUAAUCAGUCCCCAAGCUAAGGAACGGGUUUGCAGUCUGAUUGAGAAAGGAGUAAAAGAAGGUGCCAGCCUUCUCCUGGAUGGACGUAAUGUCAAAGUGAAGGGUUAUGAAAAUGGCAAUUUUGUUGGACCAACGAUCCUUGCCAAAGUCAAGCCAAACAUGACUUGCUAUAAGGAGGAAAUCUUUGGGCCCGUCCUAGUGGUGCUGGAAGCAGACACUUUGGAUGAUGCCAUCGAGAUGGUGAACAAUAACCCCUAUGGGAAUGGAACUGCAAUCUUCACCACCAACGGAGCCACAGCUCGGAAGUAUUCUCACUUAGUAGAUGUGGGGCAGGUGGGUGUCAACGUUCCAAUCCCAGUACCUCUGCCCAUGUUCUCUUUCACUGGCUCUCGUGCUUCUUUCAGAGGGGACACCAAUUUCUAUGGCAAACAGGGAGUGCAGUUCUAUACACAGCUGAAAACUAUCAUUUCUCAAUGGAAAGAGGAAGAUGCCACCAUUGCCAAGCCUGCUGUGGUUAUGCCAACUAUGGGAAACUAAACCAGCCUUUGCAGAUGCUGUUUCUGGUGCCCUUCUAUGCUGCACUUUUCAGCUUUGUCCUGACUAUCACUCUUUACUUGGGAAUGAAUAGAAACCUCCUUUGUCUCAAGGAUCUGUUACUGUGAGGGCUCAUGUGACUCAUGGUCUGGAUUUUCUGUUGCUGUCAGUGUUUU